AUGAAAAACGAAAAAUUGGCCUUCAUCAAGACAUGGAAAAUACAGCCAAAACUCCUUCAACUAGUAAGCCUAGCCCUUUUAGCCCUUGUUGCAGUUUCUAUCCACCUGACCCGGAACAACAGCCCGGAAAAUCUUAUCCAAGAAAACUCGCUUAAAACCAGGGUCGAAAACCCAAGGUGCGACUUGUUUUCGGGCACGUGGGUUUACGACAACUUUUCGAACCCGAUUUACAAGGAGCGAAAGUGCCUGUUUAUGGAGGACGAUUUUGCUUGCGAGACAUUCGGAAGAAAGGACUUAAAGGGGAAAAGGCUCGUCUACGUGGGGGACUCCUUGAAUCGAAACCUUUACAAAUCGAUGCUUUGCAUGGUCGACUCUUUUCUUCCGGCAACAACAAAAAGAACCCUGAAAUUGAACGGCAACUUGUACAAUUUUCGAUCUCCCGAACACAAUGCAUCGAUCGAUUUCUACUGGUCCCCAUUGCUUGUCGAGUCCAAUGCUGACAAUGCAGAGAGCCACUCGGUGUGGCCCCGUGUGGCUCGGAUUAAGUCGAUCGAAAAUCACAGUAGGAAUUGGAACGAUGCAGAUAUAUUGGUGUUCGACUCAUUUGUUUGGUGGGCCGGCCCCCUCUACAUGAAUAUCUUGUGGGGAUCAUUUGGUAGCCCUGAAUCAGUUGAGAAAAGAGUGACUAAGAAGCUUCUCCCUUACGAAAUCGCGCUUCGCACUUGGUCGAAUUGGGUCGAAAUGAACGUCAACCGAACCAAAACUAAGUUGUUUUUCGUGGGGCCCACGGCUUACCACGAGGGGACAACGAUUUGGGGUGCGGACCACCGAUGCUUCGGCCUUAAAGAGCCGGUUUUUGACGAGACAUUUUGGCGAAGCUUCAUGAGUUACGAUAUGAUGCGUAUAUUAGAGUCGACCAUAAAGGACUUGGAGCAAAGAGGGGUCAAAGUAGAAUAUAUCAACAUAACCCAAAUGUCGUCUUAUAGGGGAGACGCUCAUCCAGCGACUAACAGAAUGUUUUGGGGCGUCGACAUUGAACGACGGUUGAAGAAUGAUCCGAUGCAUUUCGCGGAUUGCUUGCAUUGGUGUCUUCCGGGCGUGCCCGAUAAGAAGAAAACCCAUUUUCCCCUUAUUGCGCUCGUGUUCUUCGUUUUCAUAGCCCUCACAGUCCUCUACAACGAGUCCAACAUUCAAGGGAUUCACACAGACGAUGAUAAUGGCGACCGGCGCCCAUCGACGCUCCAAGGCGGUUCUUCGCUCAAAUCCGCGCCAGCCCAGAACCUUAAUCUCUCGAAAAAAUCACCAGUUGGUUUGGAUAAAUUCAGCAAGUGUGCUUCCACGGUGAGCUAUGGUGGCCGGAGAGGUGUUUCAGGCGUUAACAAGGCGGUGUUUGGCGGCCGGACUGAAGUCGAAUCCUGCAACCUUUUUUCGGGGAAAUGGGUUUUUGAUAACAUUUCGUAUCCGUUAUAUAAUGAGUCCGAUUGUCCUUACAUGUCUGAUCAAUUGGCUUGCGGCAAGCAUGGUAGACCCGAUUUGCGGUACCAGUUUUGGAGAUGGCAGCCACAAGGCUGCAAUUUGAAGAGGUGGGAUGCAAGGGAAAUGUGGGAGAAAUUGAGGGGAAAGAGGUUAAUGUUUGUGGGGGAUUCUUUGAACAGAGGGCAGUGGAUUUCAAUGUUGUGUUUGUUGCAGUCUGUGAUUCCAUCCGAUAAGCGCUCGAUCACGCCAAAUUCCGAACUCACAAUUUUUAGAGCAGAGGAUUAUAAUGCGACUGUGGAGUUUCUUUGGGCACCCCUUGUUGUUGAAUCUAACUCUGAUGAUGCGGUUGAGCACCGAUUGAGUGAAAGAAUAAUUCGUCCCAAUUCAAUUCUAAGGCAUUCGUCGAAAUGGGAGCAAGCCGACAUUUUAGUCUUCAAUUCAUACUUAUGGUGGAGACAGGGCCCAGUCAAGUUGUUGUGGAGCAAUGAAAAGAACAUAAUUUGCCAAGAAAUUAGUGGGCUUGGAGGCAUGGAGUUGGCUAUGGAGUCGUGGGCCGAUUGGGUGGCGACCCAUGUUGAUCCCUUGAAGAAGAAGGUUUUCUUUGUUACCAUGUCGCCUACACAUCAAAAUGAAGGCAAUUGUUACGACGAAAAAGAGCCAAUAAACGAUAAAAAUUACUGGGGAAGUGGGUCCGACUUGCCCACGAUGCGUAUGCUCGAAAAAAUAUUGACUCGUUUGGGUUCGAAAGUCUCGGUUCUCAACAUUACUCAGCUGUCUGAGUACAGAAAAGAUGGCCACCCGACGAUUUACCGAAAGUUUUGGGAGGCAGUGGGGCCCGAGAAAUUGGCAAAUCCGUCGAGCUAUUCCGAUUGCACACACUGGUGCUUGCCGGGCGUGCCUGAUGUGUGGAACGAGUUGCUGUUUCAACUUUUGUGA
This is a messenger RNA of Striga asiatica, 2412 nucleotides long. The record is from the annotation of a GenBank genome assembly. Lineage: Eukaryota; Viridiplantae; Streptophyta; Magnoliopsida; Lamiales; Orobanchaceae.